GGUAAGCUCAUUCCUAUCGGAGGGGUAUCAGAGGGCAUUGUUUGCCCCGGCAGCAGCUGUAAAGGAUAUCUUUGGGUGCAGUCACUCUAGAUAGUUGAUUGACUGCCGAGAUCCGUUUACGGCGGGAUCGCUGACCGUCGCUGUGUGUUUUCGUGGAUGAGUGUGGUGGGCGCGCUGGGAGCAGACGUCCCUGUGCGGGGGGCGGCCGAGCGCGGGGCACAGAAACACCACGAUGGCGGCCAUGGAUCGGGAGAUGAUUCUCGCCGACUUCCAGGCAUGCACUGGAAUUGAAAAUAUUGAUGAAGCUAUUACAUUGCUUGAGCAAAAUAAUUGGGAUUUAGUGGCAGCUAUUAAUGGCAUAAUUCCACAAGAGAAUGGCAUUUUACAAAAUGAGUUUGUUAGUGGUGAGACGUCACAGGAUCCAACGUAUGGAUCUACUGGUCAGUCCUCUUCCUCUUCCAGUUCCUCGACCUUCUGCCCAAAAACAUCAUCUAGACCAAUUGUGGAAAGGCAACCAAGAAUGCUGAACUUUAGAGUGGAAUACCGUGACAGAAAUGUGGAGGUGGUAGUUGAAGAUACCAGUACAGUUGGUGCUAUCAAGCAAAUUUUAGAAAAUGAGCUGCAGAUUCCUGUACCACAAAUGCUGUUAAAAGGUUGGAAGUCAGCAGAUGUAAAUGACAGUACUGUUCUGAGGUCUCUGCACUUACCUAAGAAUAAUAGCCUUUAUGUUCUCACACCUGACAUAGCUCAACCAGGAUUAGAUGGACCAGCAGCAAGUCAGUCAAGUGCCCUACAGGAAUCAUUAAAUGAAAACUUCAUGCUGAUCAUUACGCAUCGAGAAGCCCAACGGGAUUAUAGCCUAAACUUUCCGGGCACCAGAACUGUGCAAGAGGUAAAGUGUAACAUAUUUGACCUCACAAACAUUCACGUCCGCCAUCAGGUAUGGGAAGGUUGGCCUGCUGCUGCCGAGGAUGAUUCAAUUACUUUAGCCGCUGCUGGACUCAAUUAUCCCUGCCAUCGACUAACAGUUAGUAAAAGGCCGUCACCUACACAAACCCGAGAGCAGUCCGAAGAGUGCACUGAUGUUCACAUGGUCAGCGACAGUGAAGGAGAUGAUUUUGAAGAUGCUACUGAGUUUGGAGUUGACGAUGGUGAACUUUUUGGCAUGAUUUCUUCUGGAUCAAAAAAAUCCCCAAUGAUGCCUGAUGACGCUGAAAAUGAGGGAGAUGCCUUAUUACAAUUUACUGCAGAAUUUUCUUCAAGAUAUGGUGAUUGCCAUCCUGUAUUCUUUAUUGGAUCACUUGAGGCUGCCUUUCAAGAAGCAUUCUAUGGAAAAGCCAGAGAUAGAAAGCUACUCGCCAUCUACCUCCAUCAUGAUGACAGUGUUCUUACAAACGUAUUCUGUUCCCAACUACUGUGUGCUGAAUCUAUUGUCUCCUACCUCAGUCAAAAUUUUAUCACUUGGGCAUGGGACGUGACACGAGAAGCUAACAGAGCAAGGAUUCUGAGCAUGUGCACAAGGCAUUUUGGAAGUGUUGUGGCGCAGACAAUUCGAACAUAUAAAACAGAUCAAUUUCCACUUCUACUUAUUAUAAUGGGAAAAAGAUCAUCAAAUGAAGUUUUGAAUGUGAUUCAAGGUAACACAACAGUAGAUGAUUUAAUGAUGCGGCUGAUGAAUGCCACGGAGAUCUUUGCAGCUCAACAACAAGAGGAUAUAAGGGAUGAGGAUGAACGUGAAGCAAGAGAAAAAGUAAAACGAGAGCAAGAUGAAGCAUACAGAGUUUCUCUGGAAGCAGAUCGAGCUAAGAGAGAAGCACAAGAAAGAGAAAUAGCAGAGCAGGUGCGUCAAGAACAGAUUCGAAAAGAACAAGAGGAAGAACGAGAGGCUAUUCGAUUGUCCCUCGAGCAGUCAUUACCUCCAGAGCCAAGAGAGGAGAGCAAUGAACUUGUCAGUAAGCUGCGUAUCAGAACACCACGGGGGGAAUUCUUUGAACGACGUUUCUUAGCAAGCAACAAACUGCAAGUUGUCUUUGAUUUUGUGGCUUCCAAAGGCUUCCCAAAAGAUGAAUAUAAACUGCUAAGCACCUUCCCCAGAAGAGAUGUAUCUCAGUUUGACCCAACUGAAACAUUGCUGGAGGUGAAACUGUAUCCUCAGGAAACUCUCUUCCUGGAAGCAAAGGAAUGAAUUCAUCCAUGGGACUCUGGCUUCCGAGAUAGUUGAUAAAAGCUCAGCAUAAGUCUGAAAGCUGCAAGAUCCACUUUUUGUUUUGUCCAGCUACAUGCCACAACUAUCUGCCUCUUUUAAAAGCCCAAAAUCAACAUCAUCAUUGUAAAAUGCCUGUAUGCUGCCAACCUCACAAGAAAUGUAGAUGUUUACAAAGAUAUAUAGGAGGAAAGCAAUCUGUGACGAACACUGACUUACAACCUUCACAAUAUUCUGGCCUAUGUUUAUUCAUCAAUGCACUAUUCAAAAGUGAAGUGAAAUAUAUUAGUUAGAAUUGGUUUCUCUGUACCCAUUCAACUACAAAAUCUGUAAUUCAACCAGUUUUUGGAACAAGUGCUAUGAUUUGAAAUUCUGUAUUUGUUUUAAUUCAAUACAUACUUGAGACAAUGCUCAUAAAUGUGCACAAUUCCAUG
Molecule: messenger RNA, 2637 nt
Organism: Hypanus sabinus (Atlantic stingray)
Lineage: Eukaryota; Metazoa; Chordata; Chondrichthyes; Myliobatiformes; Dasyatidae
Gene: faf1
Product: Fas (TNFRSF6) associated factor 1
Exons: 19
Coding region: 233-2185 (650 amino acids)
Cellular component (GO): endoplasmic reticulum; nucleus
Molecular function (GO): ubiquitin binding; NF-kappaB binding
Source: RefSeq, a predicted model, not a curated record